Gilbertella persicaria is the source of this 2326-nucleotide messenger RNA. RefSeq lists its product as uncharacterized. Lineage: Eukaryota; Fungi; Mucoromycota; Mucoromycetes; Mucorales; Choanephoraceae. Bases 157 to 2082 code for a protein of 641 amino acids. The record is from RefSeq and is a predicted model, not a curated record. The transcript has a single exon.
AUUGAAGACUUAAAACUGAAGGUUGGUCUUCCUGCAGAUGAAGACCUAUACAGCUCUUUUCCUCAACACUCAGACCAUGUGGGAAGGGAGCAAUCAGAAGAAGAGCAACUUUUAAAUUCUGGGGAAUCCAACAUAAAAGAAUCUGUCAAGUCAAUCAUGCCUGCAGUAACAUUGGAACUCCCCUUGGGGGUGGGUAAAAUGACCAUCAACUUGGAGAAAACGAUUGCUGGGUUUGCUGAAUUAGGUAUCAAUGCGUCUAAGAUGGCUGUUGAUGCAUGGGGAGGUGCACGUACAAGAAAUGCACCUGAUAUUCGAGUGCUUAGUCAAUACUUGCCUGUUUUCAAACCAUUGGUUGGACUUGGAGAUCCUAAGAAAUACGAAGUAUAUGAAUUUGACUCAGAAGGACGUUUGCGAGUCACUAGUCCAAGUACAACCUUUGAGUUCUGGACAAAGACGAUGCCCAUAUUCAAUGCGAUUGCGUUUUGUGGGCAGGCAAUAGGUGCUGGUGACAUCAAUGUAGGAAGAAACAUCAGAGAAGGCUUUGUUUUCGGUUUACUUCCAACGGGUCCUAUCGGUAUAAGUAAACAAAAAGCCAUUCAUUAUUUCAAAGAGAUUGUGAGUGAAAUUUGGGAAAAGGGAGGUGGCCAACAACCGGAUCCUCAAUGGCUAAAAUGGAAAUCAAAAUUUUCAGUUGCUGGUCAAUGCAAAGCCAGUGUCAUUCGCGACUUGAUACGAUUAACGAGAGAAAAGCGUCAAGUAUCAUUGCAAGUUUCUGACCUUCAUGCUGCAGCUGUGGCAUUUGGAUUAGCUCAAGUCAAUUUAUGCAAGAUUGUAUCUCUCAACUUUGGCUCAGGCCUCAUGAUUUAUACGCCAGAAGAAUCUGGUUUUGAAGGCAUCAAGCUGGAAGCAUCAGAACGUGAAAGUGAUUAUAUAGCCUAUUAUUACUUUGAAAGAGCUUUGUUUUUUCGUUUUUGUGGAGUACCUGAAGAGUUGCUGGAGAAACUGAUGAUUUGGUUAGACAAUGAGAUUGCAAGUACUAUACUUCUCGGCAUUGAGCAUGGUGACCCACCUGGUACAGUGAUUAUGACUCCUGGCUUUUGCGCCCUAUCACAAUCGGGUGCGAUUAAGUCUUUAGGCUCUUUGGUGAAAAACAUUGGUUUGCAUAUUGCAGAGAAGUGUGAAGCAUGUGGAGGAAGUUGUGUCAAGUUCAUACACAAAGUAUCUUCCCAUAGCACUGUAGGCUGUCGUACUGUCUUCUUUCUGAAUAUGCUUAUCACCAUCUAUGUGAGUGGAGUUUUGCAAAAAGCAGGUAUGCAUGCUGAUCAAUGUAUGCUCAGUGGCGAUUUGGAGCGUGUUAUCAAAAGUCUAAAGGAGCUAAAAUGGCAUGGCACAUUGGGACUUUCAUCCUUCUUGACCAGUUGGUAUAUACUACGUUCAGGCAAGAGUGCGCCUCAUGUCGAUGAGGGUAUUGUAUUAGGUCUUGAAAUUGACGGGAAAAUUCACGGUUUGCGCCAUGCUGUAAAACCAGGAACAAAAGGGCUUCCUUUAGUUAGCUUUGAUGGUCAUAUACGCGAUGGCUCUCAUACAUUUGCUUGCUUGGUGUUUCAAAGUGCACCUCAGCUUUUACAUUCAUUGGAUAGAGGCUGUUUCACUAUUGUGACAGAACGACCACCUGAUGUGAUUCCAAAGCCAGUUUUGAAUGCUUAUUCAGAACCUGAUUAUAUUGCUGUCUUCACUUCUCUCUUGUAUCCUGGGAACGAACAAUUGCAUGUAGACCUUGGUGCGUAUGGAAACUAUAGAAACAUACACAGAUGCAAUGAAGAAACUGAAGAGUUGGCAAUACCUUUACAAGUUUCUGAAUGUGUCAAUGGGUGUAGUACUGUUAAACUUGAUCACACACAUCGAUACACAGUAUACACAUAUAAUAAUGAAAAUCUACAGUCAUGGAUAUACGGUGCGUUUCCUGCUGGAAUGGCAUGGUUCCAAGGUUGUCGACCUUUGCACUCAGCUCUUGCACUCAUGAAGCCCGGUGAAGUAUUGAUCCAAGGCAGUAGUAACAAGCUACAUAUUGAACACAAAUAAAGUUGCUCUCUCUUUCUCUUGUUUCAUACGCUAGCACUACUUAAACUACUCAUUGGUAUUUAUAAAGGAACACAAUUAUACAUACAUAAUCCUUUUUAUUAGUCAUUGUUCAAAAAGUAGAAUUUAUUAUUUUUGAUUACCAAUGUAUUCUUGAAUAGUAUCAGCUACCAAGUUAUGAUCAUCCUAAGUGAUACGCGUUAUAAUCAAAUCCAUUUCAUUCGAUAUAAACUUACUUGUUGAGCGA